AAGGAGCUCUCCGCUGCUGCUGCUGCUACUGCUGUGUGUGCGUUAGAGAGGUACGGAAUAUUUCCGCUUCGCGCGAGUGGAUAUUUUCGGCUUGGACGCAAGUGUCGCCACUGGUCAUCUUCGUCGUCGUCGUCGUCAGCUCCGCUUUCAUCGCUGCUACUGUGGCGUCUCGUCGUCAGUCGCGCGUGCUUCUUAUCCUCUGUUACACACAUCGUGUAUCGAGACGGCACUCAGUGAAGACCUACCAGUGCAGUAGAUAACUUGGAAAUUAAUACAUCGUUCAUCGCAGAGCGAUAUACCCAUUUGAGAGUGAAACUUUCGGAGUUCGGAGUUGUGUCCACCGAACGAACGGCGGCCACCCCCCCCUCUCUUCGUGUACAACUACUUCACAAUCUCGCCUCUAUUCUCAGCGCAAGUCGCAGUCUGUGCAGUGUGUAUCAAGAGUGUCUCUCUCACUCUCUUAGAGCCGAAAAAGCAAGAAAAAUAAAAAAAGCGUCAUCCUCGUGGUUCGCCGCUUGCAAGCGCUGGAACGAAUGGUCCGAAUUGCCCUGGAGCCGAGCCCGAUAAGCAACGAGGUGGUGGCCUGGCUGUCGACUAGUCGCAGCCCAGUACACCGAGCGAGUCUGUUCUGACUGAUUUUUGCACGACGGUCGACCAAAACCAUCAACAUUCCGUCAAUAACCGAGUUCCGGCCCGCAGGGUGGCGAUCUUACGACAAGGGCUCCGUUUGCGAUAGGCUGGUUGACCAGUCUGUUGGGUGCUUAAUCAACAGCGGCAACUGGAAGUUGGCCCUGAACGCAGAGCCCCCGUGGCUUUGCUAGCACCCCUAACAACCAAAUCAGUAUCACCUCGCCUUCACAAUUCUCAUCAUUUUACUUGACAGCUGCCUCUUUGCUGCCUAGCUCCUAGCAGAGAUUUUAUUUUAGUUAAUUAUUAUAUUUUUAUCCCCCUUGUGUUGUAUUAAUCAUCGUAUCCAAAACAAAAAAAAACGUUAAGCCAUCCAAAAUGAAGGUAACGAACGUAAAUCUGGACGAACGUAUCCACGUGUUGAAGAGCACCUCGACGUUCAUGUCGGUCAUCAAGGAGAUCGCCGAGAGCGGAAUGCAGGAGGAGGCGUUCUACGUUCUCGACGUCGGCGACAUCGUGCGCAAACACCAGAUCUGGAAGGAAAAGUUGCCCCGCGUCCAUCCAUUCUAUGCUGUCAAAUGCAACGAUAGUCUGCCCGUGUUGGAGGUACUGGCUGCUAUUGGCGUUGGCUUCGAUUGCGCCUCUAAGAACGAGAUUAACAAGGUGUUGGACCUCGGCGUGGACACCGACAGAAUCAUCUUCGCCAAUCCGGCCAAGCCGAGCUCGCACAUACGCCACGCGGAGAGCGUCGGCGUGCGCCUCAUGACCGUCGACAACGAGAGCGAGCUCUACAAGAUCAAGAGAAUCUUCCCCUCGGCCAAGAUCGUGCUGCGCAUCCGCUGCGACUCGGAGCUGGCCCAGUGCCAGCUCGGCAUGAAGUUCGGCUGCGAUCCGGUCUACGACGCCCCCACCCUCCUGCGCCUGGCCAAAGUCCUGGAUCUCGACGUCAUCGGCAUCAGCUUCCACGUCGGCUCCGGCUGCCAAGAUCCGCCGGUCUACAAUCGGGCCAUCGCCCACUCCAGGACGCUGUUCGAUCUGGCCACCGACAUCGGUUUCAAGCCCUACCUGCUGGAUCUCGGCGGUGGAUAUCCCGGCGACAGAGGCACGUCCAUCGACGUGUUCGCCGAUGUCAUCAACGACUCUCUCGAUCAAUACUUCCCAUCUGACGACGUGCACGUCAUCGCUGAACCGGGUCGUUUCUACGUAGCAUCUGCUUUCACCCUGGCUACCUGCAUCCACAGCAAGCGCGUUGUGCGCGCCAACGUCAACGAUCCCGACAAAGUAACUCACCACAUGUACUACAUCAACGACGGCGUCUACGGCUCCUUCAACUGUCUGCUGUACGAUCACCAGCACGUGACGCCGAUCCCGUUGCGCCCGGGUAGCGGCAAGCUCGUGCCCUCGAGCAUCUGGGGCCCGACCUGCGACGGCUUGGACCAGGUCGUGGACAACGUGAUGCUCCACGAAAUGGAACUGGGCGACUGGAUCAUCUUCGAGAACAUGGGAGCUUAUACUUUGCCCGUCGCUUCUCCCUUCAAUGGUUUUCCCAUUCCCAAGGUUCAUGUUGUAGCCGACGAAAGCAUGUGGUUAAUGUUAAAAGGUGCUUUGCCCUUGACUGAAGCUCAUUUUGUUGUUAACGAUAUUCCUGAAAACAUUCACUGUGGACUUGAUAUUAGCGGAGAAAAUGUCAAUUGGAACAAUCCAUCAAUCGAGCUCACGACUUUGGAAGAAGAAGAAGGCUCUGAUGGCGACAUCACUCCAUCUUUUAUCUACGACUUCGUUGACGUAGGUCCGCUGAACUGAGAUAGACGCACAAGUUUUCAUAAAAAUGACGUCUCAAAAUGCGGGAAUAUUUGGCCUUACGGAUCGCAUGAUAAUCAAUUUUGUGCAUUUCUAAAACAAGCUCACUCCACGAGCUUGACAUUCCUCCUUCACGAGAAAGGAUAUAAUUGUAUUAUAUGUAAUUAAUCGUAGGUAAGAGCCAGAUAUUCCUCGGUGUACCAGAGAUUUCAUGAAUGCUACGGAAAUAAGUACAACAAAACUUUGAAUAUAAGCGCCUGCAAAAAAUUUUUAGGAAAUUUUUAAAAAUUAGUUUGAACAAAUGAUUCGAAUGAAAGACUUGAUGAAUUCUGACUGUCAAAAAUAAUAUAUACUUUGAAUCAUGAAAUAUUAGAGUAGCUUGUGAUCGAGACUGUUGUUGGAAUUGAUUUUUCUGGCUGUAAAUAAGCCGUCGCGAAUAAUUAAUUAUUCAUUUUUAAAUCAACAGCAUUUGUGAUCACAAAAACAACUGAAUUAGCGAAACAAAACAAUUUGAAAUUGUGAGACGAUUUUAUAAAGCAAGUAUCUAGUUAAUUCGCGACUUGCAAAAGUUAUUAAAAAUAUUUGGUUAUUCAGUAUAAUCGACGAUAAGAAGAAAAGUAAAUAACAGAUAUAAUAUAAUCGUUACUCUACUCGUGUACACAUACAAUAUAUUCAUCAAGUAAAAGAACAAAAUCGUAUGUAUAUUCUACAAGUAUAACGUAGCGAUUUUAUCAACUUGAUUCAACAUCGUUUAGUAUAUCAAAAGCAUUUAAUGUUUAAGCUUGUGUCAUUCUCGAUAAAUAGUGACCAUACGAGACACGUGUUAGCUGAGUUAACGAUUUUUCUUGUUAUUUAAUUACUGCCUUUGCAUUUCUUUUGUGUCGUGCGAUUUUACUUUUUAUUAUACUUUUAUUUUAGCAGUUAUUGAUAUCGAUGAAAGUGUUUGCUCUGGACAUGUUUUUAAAGUUUGCGAUUGUUACCGCAUCGGCCUGACGAAAGAUGAUUAGUUCGAUUAAUUGUAACGAAGUUUUGAGGUUUUUGAGUACGAAAGCUCCGGUCAAAUCGUUAUAUAUAUUUUACCAAAAGAGAAAGGAAAAUUAUCUAAUGCGAGGAUAAAAUUCUAAUUGAUUUUAGUGCACUCCACGUUGAAUAUGGAUUUUACUACAUACGUGGAAUAAAUUUUGGUGUUGAAAAUUUUUUAACUUAGAAUUCUUGAAAAAAAAAGAAGUGAAAAAGUAUACUCUGUAGGCGUGCUAGAUAAUUUACAAAAAAAGCAUUGAGGCAGCUGUCAUAGAAAGUAUAAAAGGAAGAUUAGGUUUCAUUAUCAUUUUUAAUUUUAUUGUAUCAUAUACUCAUAUUUAUUAUACUUUUAUUAUUAUUACUGUUAUUUAUUAACAUUCGUGAGCUAUCACGUGUAAUAAACUAUAGUAGAAAAAAUAAAUGUAUUUGCAGACGUA
Trichogramma pretiosum is the source of this 3884-nucleotide messenger RNA. RefSeq names its product ornithine decarboxylase-like. Lineage: Eukaryota; Metazoa; Arthropoda; Insecta; Hymenoptera; Trichogrammatidae. The record is from RefSeq and is a predicted model, not a curated record. Gene Ontology annotation, cellular component: cytoplasm. The transcript is spliced from 8 exons. Bases 1006 to 2430 code for a protein of 474 amino acids. Gene Ontology annotation, molecular function: ornithine decarboxylase activity.